This is a messenger RNA of Talaromyces proteolyticus, 2448 nucleotides long. Its product is annotated as alpha-xylosidase. Gene Ontology annotation, molecular function: alpha-glucosidase activity. NCBI's taxonomy places the organism in Eukaryota, Fungi, Ascomycota, Eurotiomycetes, Eurotiales, Trichocomaceae. Gene Ontology annotation, biological process: carbohydrate metabolic process; N-glycan processing. The record is from RefSeq and is a predicted model, not a curated record. The transcript has a single exon. The coding region runs from base 1 to 2448 and encodes 815 amino acids.
AUGAUGACCUUGCCGACCAAUGCUACAAGCCCCAUAGCGGACCACCGGGCCAUCGUCUCGGGUCCUUCCUAUCGCUUCACGAUCCUCACAGAUCGACUGAUUCGGUACGAAUGGGCUCUCGAUGGACAGUUCGAGGAUAGAGCUUCUACAUUUGCCAUUAAUCGGCAUUUUCCUGUGCCCAAGUUUCACGUUAUCGACGACAAUGAUCUGGAAAUCAUCACCGAUAAUUUCCACCUGACCUACAACAAAAAAAGAUUCUCAUCGACAGGUUUGGUCGUUUACUUCAACUUCAGGCAUACAGAGUGGGGGGCUCCAUGGCGGUAUGGGGUCUCAGCAGAGCUCAACCUGGGUGGUACAGCUCGGACACUGGACCUUUGCAACGGCCGUUGUGAUAUGGGGGAAGGCAUCAUGUCCAGAGCAGGGUAUGCUACCCUUGAUGAUUCAAGUUCAAUGCUGUUUGAUGGGGAUUUUGUGGCUGGCAGAAGGAGCGGAGACCGCGUGGACGGCUAUCUCUUUUGCUACGGCCAUGACUACAAGGCGGCCAUCAAGGCAUUCUACGCAGUAUCUGGCAAACAGCCCACUUUGCCUAGAUACGCUCUAGGCAACUGGUGGAGCCGGUACUACGCUUAUCAUCAGUAUGAGUAUAUCCAGCUUAUGGAUAAGUUCCGUGCCCAUGACAUCCCUAUGUCAGUCGCGGUAGUGGACAUGGAUUGGCAUAUGGUGUCAGAGGAGUGUGUGCCUCAUUCCGGGUGGACUGGUUAUACCUGGAAUAAGAACCUUUUCCCAGAUCCAGAAAAUUUUCGACGUGAUUUGCAUCAGAGAAAUCUUAAGAUCACGCUCAACGAUCAUCCUCACAAUGGAAUCCACUCACACGAAGACUCUUAUGAGGAGAUGGCCCUAGCUUUAGGCCACAGCACCGACCAGAAAAAGCCAAUCCUCUUCGAACCUACAGACGUCAACUUCAUGAAAGCAUACCUCGAGAUUCUGCACCGUAAACUGGAGAAGACCGCGUGCGACUUUUGGUGGAUUGACUGGCAGCAAGGCCCGUACUCCAAAGUUCCUGGCCUCGAUCCUCUCUGGCUGCUGAACCAUUUCCACUAUCUUGAUCAUGGACGGGACGGUAAUACUACUCCACUUAUCUUCUCACGAUACGCCGGCCCUGGAAGCCACCGAUACCCAGUUGGCUUCUCAGGUGAUACUUUGGUGACUUGGGAUUCGCUCGCCUUCCAGCCGGAAUUCACUGCAACUGCGUCGAAUAUUGGAUACGGCUGGUGGAGCCAUGAUAUUGGCGGUCAUCUUUUUGGAUGUCGAGAUGAUGAGCUUGUCACCCGCUGGGUACAACUUGGCGUGUUUUCACCCAUAUUUCGCCUGCAUUCAUCAAAUUCAAAGUGGAUGUCCAAGGAGCCAUGGUUGUACCGCGCGGAAUUUCAGGGGGUCAUGACGGCAUUUAUGAAGUUACGGCAUCGCUUGGUGCCAUUUUUAUAUACACAAAGCAUUGUCUGUUCCAUAAAGGAUGAGCCGCUGGUGCAACCCAUGUAUUGGGGUUAUCCAGAAAUUGACCAGGCGUAUUCAUUUCCCAACCAGUACAUAUUCGGAUCCGAGCUUUUAGUUGCUCCCAUUGUCAAGUCUCGAGACAGAAUAACAAACUUGGCUGCAGUCAAGGCGUGGUUGCCACCUGGUCGUCGCUACGUUGAUAUUUUCACUGGCAUUGUGUACGACGCGGAUCGCGGGAAUACUUUCUAUCGACGGAUAGAGGAAUACCCCGUUUUGGCACGUGAAGGAACAAUUAUUACCAUGGAUGCGAACUCCGCUCCACUCAAUGGCUGCUUGAACCCUGACAUAUUCGAGUUUGUUAUCGUAGUUGGACAUGAUGCCCAGUGCACUGUUCUAGAGGAUAUGGGCGACGAUGUACUAGAGAAGAUGCCAGAAAGGGGACACCAAAGGAAAGCUGUCGUUAAUUUCGAGCAGGCUCAAGGAACAUUGAACGCCAAGCUAGUCAAUAGACCCUCAAAAUUCCGUUUCUUGUCGGUGUUAUCGAUUCCCAAUAACUUGAAAGUAUACAACUACAAGGGCGUUGAUUGGACUCAAUACGCCAAGGUCACGGUUGAGAUUGAUUGUCAAUUCCCCGGCCUCCUUGUUGAAUGCCCGUUUAUAUCGGAGGACAGCGGCUCAAUCACCAUCGAACUUGGCACCAAUCCUCAACUUGACGUGAUAGACCCCAUUGCCCGUAUUGAGCGCCUGAUAGUGGACUAUCAAUGCGAAUUCGAGGUCAAGGAUCGAAUGUGGAACAUAGUGACCGCCCGUAAACAGUCUCCCCUGAAUACAGUGAUAGGGUCGUUGAUGUCGCUGGGAUAUGACGAGGGGAUUGUGGGCCCUGUGAUAGAGCUGCUGUUGGCCGAUGCUCGGCCAUACUCGCAAUUUGACAGUACAGCACUCCCUAGUAAUUAG